Messenger RNA from Gadus morhua (Atlantic cod), 3171 nucleotides. Its product is annotated as centrosomal protein of 95 kDa. The transcript has 21 exons. Bases 232 to 2793 code for a protein of 853 amino acids. Gene Ontology annotation, cellular component: spindle pole; centrosome. The record is from RefSeq and is a predicted model, not a curated record. Lineage: Eukaryota; Metazoa; Chordata; Actinopteri; Gadiformes; Gadidae.
CGGCCAUUCUCUGAUCAGACCCACACGAUGCGGCGUCGACCAAUGUGAAUGGACCUCGAGGCCUGUCCGGAAACACAGAGCAGUGUCUUAUCCAAUCAGGGAAGACUUGGUUUAAACAGUACAGACCGGUUGCGAGUCCGUCCAUUAACGUGAGCUAGCAAAGCCUCCUCUGACUUGGGUGCAUGUAGGAACUAAAUCGGACUCUAAGCUGUGAUCUCUUGCUGCUCUUUGAUGGGAACUCAAGAAGGAGAAGAAGAUUGGGUAGAUGUGGCCAACGAUCUGCUCAGGAAGUGUGGUGUAAACUUCAGGCUGACAAAGUUAGCAGACUGUGUUGGCAAUGUAUUCCUUGCCUUCUAUGAGAACAUCUUGGGGGUGAAAGUUCCAGGCGUUAUUGCUGACCCAAAAACUCCAGAGGAUGACAUCCACAAUGUUCAGUCUGUGAUCGACUCGCUGGCUCUGGACUACCUACAGAUCAGCCUCUCACACAUCACAGGGGAAAACCUUGUCAGAGGGGACAAGGAGUCCAUCAAGAACCUGUUGGAAAUCUUUGAUGGCCUGCUGGAAUAUCUCAAUGAAGAGAUCAGUGAAGAGCUACACAAUGGAGGGCUUAAUGAGGGCCUAACAGAGGUCUUCUUGCCGGCUGUGGGCAGGGACGGACUAAGAAGCACUGAGCAGGUGGUAGCUGACAUGUUGGAGAGGACAUCCCUGUCGUCCAGUGAGUGCUGCUGGACGGCAGAAGAGACAGGAUCCAUCAUUGAGCCAAUAAAGCUGGGACACUCUGUAUGCACCUUCACGGCCAAACCAGAUGCUCCGCCCCCCCUGGAGCCCCUCCCCUCGGCCCUCCCCAUACGGCCUCCCUACCAGGCCACCACCACGCCCCUCCACCACACGUCUCCUGCGGCCUGGCCCCCCCCAGCAGAGGAGUCCAGCAGCCAGCUGGUCCAGGAGCACCAAGCAGGCUCUGACCCUCCAGAGCCAGCUUCUGAAGCAGUCGUAGUAACCAACGGGCGUCCAUCAUCUUCCCAAGUCUCCUCUCCUGCUCUGAGUGCAAUGUCCGAGAACAGUCAUCACCAGAUCAGCCAGGUGAAGCAGUUGGAAAUACAAGAGCCGGAUGUCGUCUUCCUCCCCCUGCCAAAGGAGAUAGACCCCCCAGCCAACAGCCACCUGGACUCAGAGGAGGAGGCAGGGGAGGGUAGGAGCUCAUCCCUGGGACCCGGGAGGAUGGCAGCAGGAUGGCUGUAUGAGGAACACGGCUUAAGGAGGUCAACGUCUCCAGUCAAUCUGGUCUCGUGUCUGAGCAGCCCCGUGUUUCUGGAGGAGGACAACGACAACGACGAGCUGUCGACACACAGGAGGAAGAAUAAGGCAGCGGAGAAGGAGCUCCACUGUAUGUCGGAAAAACUUUCCAGACGCCUUCAGGACCUUGACCAGAUGCUGCAGCGUGUGCUGGGGGAGAGCGGAGACUUAAUGACUGAAGAGGGAAAGCAUCACCAAGGGGGCUGCAGACAAACCGGUGUGUCCGCGCAAACACACACACAAGUAACGCCCUGCCCUCAGGCCACACAAGCCCUUCCCCCCCGCUCCCCGCCCCCUACCCAGGCACCGCCGCGGCCGGAGGGCCCCACCAGGGGAGCCAGGGGACCUGGGCGACGGCUGCAGACCAACCUGAAGUCUGCCCCUCCCUCCAGGAGGAUCCCGGGCCGGGAGGGAGGAAGAGGAGCCUCUCAGGUCUAUGAGGAGCAGCUGAGGCGCUGUGAGGCCAGAGAGGAAGAAAGGCUGGCCCAGGAGCGGUUCCGUGCUCAGGAGGCCGAGCGGGCGUACAGGGAGGCCAUUUUAAGGGACCUCCCACAGAGAGCGUGCUCAUCUCCAGGACAAUGUAAGAGGGAGGCCCAGCUGCGCCCCCUCCCCUCCAGACCUGGCGCCGCCCGGCAGCAGCAGGACCAUCCCAGGAGAGCCCCCCAAAUGAAGGUGAAGCAGAACGACCUGCUCCGUGUGCUCCUGAAAGAACUCCCUCUCCUCCAGCACUCUCCUCACGGUUUGGCUCGCAUGUGGGAGCAGCAGAUGGGCCAGGUAGAGCAGCUCCACCACCUGCCUGCCCGCAUCGCCCACAGCCAGUCACGCAAACAGGGCAGCCAGGUGGGACCCCACCACCACCUCCAGUGCUGCUGGCCAGUGGAGGAGGCCAAGCGCAGACGGGACCUCCUGGUGGAGAUCAUCCGCAAAGAGAGAGAGCACAACAAGAGACUGCGGGACUUCAAGGAGAGGAUCCAGCAGCAGAAGGCCGCCCAGAACCGGCUCAGGGAGCAGAGGCAGCAGGUGGCCCGCGCCAGGAAUUACCACAGCAGCUUCCACGUGCAGCUCCGCGCACAUCUGACCCGCGCACGCUCCAAGGAGGAGAAGAUGCUGCGGGAGGUUUUCUCAGAGGGGCUUGCGUUACAAAAGGCCAGUUUGAAGGAGGAGAGAUCCUACGCCAGAGAACACAGACUGGAGCAGAGCAGACGCCACCUGGAACACAUCUCCUCCAUGGAGAACUACUACAGAGACCAGUUUUCUUUGCUGGCUGAGACGCUUUCCGAAGAGAGGCAGGAGAUCCAAGUUUGCAAGAAAGCCCAGGAGAAGGCCUUGAUGAAGAUGAAGAGAAAGCUGCGCUCCCGAAUGGAGUGGGAGGUGGGGGAGCUGCAGAGCGUCAUCGUCCACAACGACCAGGACCACUUCUUCCAGGACCUGGAGGUCCAGAGGCUGAGGAGGCGGGUUCAGACAGCCUCUUUCCAGUACGAGCGUAGCGGCCUGUGAUAGGAACUUGGACGGCCACACACUCAAUAUCUAUCUUUCAAAACUUUUUACUGGUUCGACUGUUUUGUUGCCGAGACAUUUUUAGAGAACCUUUUUCACCUCUGCUUCUAACAGGAAGUAGAGGACAAGUAAUAAUGAAUACCACUCUAGAAAUGUUAUCGACUCACUGUGAGUUACUGUUCACUGUCACACAUCAAUCACCUGUGAGGUGAUUGAUGUGUGACAGCGGUCUUUUCUUUGACUCCCUGGUUUCUCUGACCCCCGGAGGCCGCUGACAUCCCCUUGUAACUUUCGGUGGAUGAGGGACCAAUUCUAUAAUCCUAACGUUAUUUCUAGAAAAUGUCUGUGAUCAACACAUAAAUAAUAUUCUGAUUUUAA